This is a messenger RNA of Gallus gallus (chicken), 7201 nucleotides long. RefSeq names its product synaptojanin 1 (gene SYNJ1). The record is from RefSeq and is a predicted model, not a curated record. The transcript has 32 exons. Gene Ontology annotation, molecular function: phosphatidylinositol-4,5-bisphosphate 5-phosphatase activity; RNA binding. NCBI's taxonomy places the organism in Eukaryota, Metazoa, Chordata, Aves, Galliformes, Phasianidae. Gene Ontology annotation, cellular component: perinuclear region of cytoplasm; presynapse. Gene Ontology annotation, biological process: synaptic vesicle endocytosis; brain development; phosphatidylinositol dephosphorylation. The coding region runs from base 108 to 4868 and encodes 1586 amino acids.
GGAAGGGACGGCGGGGCCGGAGCGGAAGUGAGGUGCCGCCGGCUCCCGCGGCAGGGAGCGGAGCGGGCGGCAGCUGGCGCGGCCGGACUGCCACCGAUCAAGGCAAAAUGGCUUUCAGUAAAGGAUAUCGUGUCUAUCACAAGCUGGAUCCACUCCCGUUCAGCGUGAUAGUGGAAGCCAGAAACAGAGAAGAAUGUCUCAUGUUUGAAUCUGGAGCUGUGGCUGUCCUCUCAUCUGCGGAAAAAGAUACAAUCAAGAAUACCUACUCCAAAGUAAUGGAUGCAUAUGGGCUUCUGGGAGUAUUAAGAUUAAACCUGGGAGACACGUUGCUACAUUAUUUGGUUCUAGUAACAGGAUGCAUGUCUGUGGGAAAGAUUCAAGACUCUGAAGUCUUUCGAGUUACCUCCACUGAAUUCGUAUCGUUACGAAUCGAAUCAACAGACGAAGAUCGUAUUUCAGAAGUGCGCAAAGUUUUGAAUUCAGGCAACUUUUAUUUUGCAUGGUCUGCCACUGGUGUCAGCUUAGAUCUUAGUCUCAAUGCUCACCGCAGCAUGCAAGAGCACACCACUGACAACAGGUUUUUCUGGAAUCAGUCACUGCAUUUACAUCUGAAGCACUACGGUGUGAAUUGUGAUGACUGGUUGUUACGUCUCAUGUGUGGAGGAGUGGAGAUAAGGACAAUUUAUGCAGCUCACAAGCAGGCAAAAGCUUGUCUCAUUUCACGACUAAGCUGUGAGCGAGCUGGGACCAGGUUUAACGUCCGGGGAACCAACGAUGAUGGCCACGUUGCUAAUUUUGUUGAAACAGAGCAGGUGAUAUAUUUAGAUGAUUCUGUGUCAUCUUUCAUCCAGAUUCGAGGGUCUGUUCCUUUGUUUUGGGAGCAACCAGGCCUGCAGGUGGGGUCCCAUCGUGUCAGAAUGUCAAGGGGUUUCGAGGCAAAUGCACCAGCUUUUGACAGGCAUUUCCGAACUCUUAAAAACUUAUAUGGCAAACAAAUUAUUGUGAAUUUACUUGGUGCAAAAGAAGGGGAGCACAUGCUCAGCAAAGCUUUUCAGAGCCACUUAAAAGCAUCUGAACAUUCAGCUGAUAUCAAAAUGGUGAACUUUGACUAUCAUCAAAUGGUUAAAGGUGGAAAGGCAGAAAAACUACACAGUGUGCUUAAGCCUCAAGUCCAGAAAUUCUUAGAAUGUGGAUUUUUUUAUUUUGAUGGAAAGGAAGUUAAAAGAUCUCAAAGUGGUACUGUCAGAACAAACUGCUUGGACUGUCUGGAUAGAACAAACAGCGUGCAGGCUUUCUUUGGCUUAGAGAUGCUAACAAAACAACUGGAGGUGUUAGGAUUAGCUGAGAAGCCUCAGCUGGUUACUCGCUUUCAGGAAGUUUUCCGAUCCAUGUGGUCUGUGAAUGGAGAUUCAGUCAGUAAAAUUUAUGCUGGGACUGGAGCCCUUGAAGGAAAAGCUAAGGCUGGAAAGCUGAAGGAUGGUGCUCGUUCUGUGACCAGAACGAUUCAAAAUAACUUUUUUGAUAGCUCCAAGCAGGAGGCCAUUGAUGUUUUGUUAUUGGGAAAUACCUUAAAUAGUGAUUUAGCAGAUAAAGCACGGGCUCUCUUAACCACCAGCAGUUUACGCGUUUCAGAGCAGUCAUUACAAUCAGCAUCUGUAAAAGUGCUGAAGAGUAUGUGUGAAAACUUUUAUAAGUAUGCGAAACCCAAAAAAGUUCGAGUCUGCGUUGGGACGUGGAACGUCAAUGGGGGGAAGCAGUUUCGAAGUAUUGCCUUUAAAAAUCAGACCCUCACUGACUGGCUUCUAGAUGCACCAAGCAUAGCUGGUAUUCAUGAAUUCCAAGAUCGAAGAAGCAAACCUGUAGACAUAUUUGCCAUUGGAUUUGAAGAAAUGGUGGAGUUAAAUGCAGGAAACAUUGUGAAUGCAAGCACAACCAAUCAGAAGCUCUGGGCUGCAGAACUGCAGAAGACCAUAUCGAGAGAUUACAAGUAUGUGCUGCUGGCUUCCGAGCAGUUAGUGGGUGUCUGCCUCUUUGUGUUCAUCAGGCCCCAGCAUGCUCCCUUUAUCAGGGACGUUGCUGUUGAUACUGUAAAGACUGGCAUGGGAGGAGCCACUGGUAAUAAAGGUGCAGUAGCAAUUCGGAUGCUGUUUCAUACAUCCAGUCUUUGCUUUGUCUGCAGCCAUUUUGCUGCAGGGCAAUCACAAGUUAAAGAAAGAAAUGAAGACUUCAUAGAAAUAGCUCGCAAGCUUAGUUUUCCAAUGGGAAGGAUGCUUUUUUCCCAUGACUACAUCUUUUGGUGUGGUGACUUUAAUUACCGAAUAGAUAUUCCUAAUGAGGAGGUUAAGGAGCUAAUCCGACAGCAAAACUGGGAUUCCCUUAUAGCAGGAGACCAGCUUAUCAAUCAGAAAAAUUCUGGACAGAUUUUUAGGGGAUUUUUAGAGGGGAAAAUAAAUUUUGCUCCUACAUACAAGUAUGAUCUGUUUUCUGAUGACUAUGACACCAGUGAAAAAUGUCGCACGCCAGCUUGGACGGAUCGUAUUCUUUGGAGAAGAAGAAAAUGGCCCUUUGACCGAUCAGCUGAAGACCUGGAUCUUCUGAAUGCUAGCUUUCACGAUAACAGUAAAGUCCCUUAUACGUGGAAUCCUGGUACUUUGUUGCACUACGGAAGAGCAGAGCUGAAGACAUCUGACCACAGGCCUGUGGUGGCGUUGAUUGACAUUGACAUAUUUGAAAUCGAAGCAGAAGAGAGACAGAAAGUUUAUAAAGAGGUGAUUGCAACACAGGGACCACCUGAUGGCACAGUAAUGGUCUCCAUCAAAAGUUCUUCAGCAGAAGAAAACUACUUUGAUGAUAACUUGAUUGAUGAUCUUCUUCAAAAAUUUGCAAACUACGGAGAGGUUAUACUUAUAAGAUUCGUGGCAGACAAGAUGUGGGUAACGUUUUUGGAAGGAAGCUCUGCUUUGAAUGUUAUGAAUUUGAACGGUACUGAGAUACUAGGAAGGAUUAUAAACAUAAGCUUAAAAAAUCCAGACUGGAUCAGAAGUUUGGAGGAUGAAAUGAAUCUAGAGAAGAUUAACGUUGGGCUGCCUUCGUCAACAAGCUCUACUUUGCUUUGUGAAGAUGCUGAGGUUACUGCAGACUAUGAUAUGGAAGGUGACAUUGAUGACUAUAGUGCUGAAGUAGAAGAAAUCCUUCCUCAGCACCUGCAGCCAACCUCAAGCUCUGGCCUCGGAACCUCCCCGAGCUCCUCACCACGUUCCAGUCCCUGUCAGUCCCCUACGCUGUCAGAUGGACCCACGCUCCCAGUGAGACCGAGCCGAGCCCCAGCAAAAACUCCUGGACCACCAGUUUCCGUGCACAAUGAAACUCAACUUGGUACCCAACAGAAAGAUACUUCUCAGACCUUGGAGCCCAAGCGCCCUCCACCGCCUCGCCCUGUUGCUCCUCCUGCACGUCCUGCUCCACCACAGAGACCGCCUCCACCAUCAGGCGGUAGGAGUCCUGCACCUGCUAGAAAGGAGUUUGGAGGUCUUGGAGCUCCUCCCAGUCCUGGGGUAGCUAAGAGAGAAGUAGAAGCACAAAAAAGUCCUGGAACACAAAGAAAAGAUAACUUAGUUCGUAGUCAGCCUCCACCUUCAACUGGAUUUUCAAGUGCAGGAACUGUUGGAUAUGCUGCUGCUCGACCGACUAUUCCACCUCGAGCUGGAGUUAUUAGCGCACCACAAAGCCAUGUCCGCCCCUCUGGUGGAAGACCAACACCUGAACCUCAAACCAAACCAGCUGAACCACCAAGGGGCUCCCCGUUGCUUCCUGAACCACUAAAGCCUCAGGCUGCUCCUGCCCAGCCCGUGACUCAGCCACCACCUGCGCUAAAGAUGCAAGAGCCUUUGAUACCCGUGGCAUCACAUCCACCUCAGACAAGUGCCCCACCAAGUCUGGAACCGCCCCCACAACCACCUCCUCGUAGCCGAUCAUCCCACACUUUGCCUUCUGAAUCUGCUCCUUCACAGCAGCAAAUUAAAACAAAUGGAACCUAUGGCACUAAACUUGAAACACAGUUAAAUAGCGACCCUUUUGAAGAUUUGUCAUUUCAGCUGCUUGUGUCAAAGAUGCAGACAUCUGCUCGAACAUCAGCUGUUCCAACCUUAAACCAAAAGGAAACGAUGCAGUUGCCUUCCGCAACACAAAGAAAUGAUAUUUUGAAUACUGUAAGUUGCAUGCCAGCAAUGCCUCCUGCUCCAACCCUUAACAUAUCCCAGGAACACACGCGCAGCUCUCCAAAUCCAUUUGUUACUGGGCUGAACAGCACAAAUCCAUUCACUGAAAGAACGCUUACUGCUGGAAACCCAUUUAGAACAGAAACUCGAGAACCUGAAAUAACUUCACAUUUACAGGAAGGACACGCCGCUUUCAAUCCCUUCCCUUCUCUAAAUCCCUCCAGUUCUAAUACGAGCAAGCCUGUAUUUUCUGUUGAUGCACCUGAAAACAGUUUUUGCUUGCGAAGUAGAUCUCUCAUGGUAAAACAUGUACAGCCAAAAGGAUGGGUAACUUUUGACGAGGAGGAUGAGAAUUUCCACGUAAAGCUAAAGCCAUCUAAAAGUGUUCCAGAUUUUAAGCAAAUCGGUUCCAGGAAGUCAGCUGGAUCUCCAGAUUUGCUGGGCACUGAACAAAAUACUUUUCUUGGUUCAGACUUUACCUUUGGUAAUGACUGGAAUAAAAGUUCUACUGAUUGUUUCUAUACGAUGCCAGCAAGAAGACCGCCUGCACCUCCUGUCCCAUCGAGAGUAACCAGCAACAGAUCCCCUGCAGAUCCUUUCACUUCUUUGGCACCUAAGGUGUCGCCAACGCAAGAUUUUACAGAAAGAUAGAUCUUCAAAACAUAUAAGAGGUUAUAUUUGUUGCUACGUUUAUCCAGUAGAAUAAUUGGGCAUUUGAGAUUAUUCUGUGUGCAAUAAUUACUUGGCAAAUGCACUGAAACUUUACUCGUAAACAGCCACUAUUAUUUGUGUAUAAAUUUUGAAUAUGUAUAUAUGGUAGAGCACAAAAAAUGGUGUGAAGUUUAUUAAAAUCCCAACGUAAUCGUAUUUGAAUAGACGGGAAAGAAAGAAGGAUGAGCUACUAAUCUCAGUAAAAUAUACCAAUCCUGGAAAUAGUUUUUUUGCCUCGGGAGCUCUCUCUGUUGCGUUCCCCUUUGUGGAAUUUCAGAGAAGGGAGCUCCCUGCUGGUAGCCUUCCCACUCCCUUUUUACUGUUUUGUUAAUUGCUAUUUAUAAGUAUUUACCAAAGAGCUGCCAAAGUUUAUUGAGAUUUGAAUGUUGACAAGUAUUGUUUAGAAGUUAAUUUAUAACAGAAGCUAUGGAGAUUUGUAAGGCUUAUAUUUGAAUUUGAGGCACAACAGGAAUAGUUUAAUUUCGAAAUGCAAACAAUACUUUGUAUAUUAAUAUAUUCAAUAUUUGACUUUAAUUUUCUGUGUCAGUACAUUUCAGCUGUUAAAUAUUAUUGUGACAUAUAUUCACCAUCAUUAAUUCAGAAUUACUGUUCCAUAUCAUCCAUUUAUUCACUGCUAUUUUAGAAUUUUAUUUUUUUUUUCCCCACAAAUUGGAAACAACUGAUAGAAGUUUUCCUUCAACCUCUGGAAAAAAUCCCCUUGAAUUUUGAUAAAGCAAGCAGUCUUUUCCCAGUUGCAGACAACAUACUGCCAUUAGCUCGUCCCACUCUUCUUUCAUGUGUCGGAAGGGCUUUCUUGUCCUACAGAAGGACCUGGGUGAAAGAACUGGCAGUCAUGUUACAGCAGCAGAGGAGAAAGUCAUCUUACACGUUCCGGCUGUCCUCCCAGCAUCCUUCCUGUCUACUGUUAUGCUUACUGCUGAGUUUUCAAAACCUUGCCUUCAAAGGAGAGAACAUUCUCUGAGCUGAAUGAUAUCAUUCUGUCACUUUUGCAGUCAAACUAAACAAGUGACCCUUCGUCCCCCAGAGGCGGUGACCGUCCCGCGUUUGGUGCUGCUUCGAGGCCAGCAAAGCCUAAGUCAUGGUUCUGCACAUUAUGCUAUAAGAAGGCAACUCUGUGCUCUUAUGUUUUCUAAAGCUCACAUAACCUUACAUAAAACGUGGUAUUUUGUUAUGUCGAGGCGAUUUAAAAGAACUGAUUUCCUUAGCUCUGCUUACACAUGUUAAAACCCCCUGCUGUUCUCCUUACAAUUCAUGCUAUCUUGGCACAUAACUUUUAUAUGCAGAUGUGUACUUCCAUCAAAAGCUGAACGUGGCACAAUGUUGUCAUCUCUUGGGGGACUGCAAACACCUGCCUACAACGCUCACUGGCUUUCCUUGCAAACAAGCCAUACUGGUUCUGCAAAACCAGUGACCGAAACUCAACAUAUUAGCAUUAUAUUUAUAGCAGCAAAACACACAAUGACAGUACUUUUAAAAAAUCCUCAAAUGCUAUUGGAAGGUUAUUUAUAAAACGAUCCACUCUUCCUUUAACACUGUCUGGUUAGCCAUGAGCUGCAGUUGGAUAGAGGAGUGACUAUAGUGAAUUUUAUAUCGUGCUUUUUUUUUUUUCUGUUCAGCUCAUUAAACAGUACUUGUACAUUUUAAACAGCAGUGGUACUCUAACCUUUGUGCUUCGGUAUGUGGAUUACCUUGUUUUACACUGUUGCUAUAAACAUCUGUGUGAUCAGUGUUUUGGUAUAUUCUUACAUUAGCAAAACAUUUUGGGGGGAAACUUUUUCCUAGUGGGAGUUACGUGAUAAAUAUGUUCUUUGUUGAAUAUUUAAUUACAGUGAUUGAAAACUACUGUCUAAAAUGCACCUGGUAUACAGCACCUCUGCACUAUACAGGAUUACGGAGAUGGACAGCAAAGUACUGCAAAGAUCACGAGAACUGUUCCAAAACUGUAGUGUGUGUAUAUAUAUAUUGCUAACCACUGUAACGUGUAUUAACGAAAAGAAUUACUAGCAGAAGUUCUGAACAUUACUAAGAAUUAAAAAUAGAAACGCUCAACACAUUUACACAAAUUCCAUGUUCCCUGUGGUAAACUGCUCUGUUAAAUGUAACAGUUUUAUUGCUUGUGGCACACAAUAUCUAUGGCUGUAUACUUUACAGAACUGCAGUAUUGAAACUCAGUGGCGUACAACAUUCCGUAUAUACCCUGUGGAAGACGGUGUUGUAUUAACAAAAUAAACAUACCUGCCCUUAAGAACUCA